CUCAUACCGGAAAAGCUAGUCUUGUUCUGGCUAGCGGAACACAGGUCUGUGCAGAUGGCAGGUAUCUAUCUGUCAACAAUCUAGGUACAGCUGAAACUGAGGUCUGUGUGGCCCUUUGUCGUCUGCUUCUAUCAGGUCCUUUCGGCAUAGCCAAAGAAGGCUGCAGUGUUAUGGAUGAACCAUGAAGGCCCAAUUGCAAGUCACAGUGCUUUCAGCCAAGCUGAAGGAAAACAAAAAGAACUGGUUUGGUCCCAGUCCGUAUGUUGAAGUAGCUGUGGAUGGCCAGUCAAAGAGGACUGAGAAGUGCAACAAUACGCACAGUCCCAAAUGGAAGCAGGCUCUUACAGUAAUUGUGACUCCGGUCAGCAAGCUGAUCUUUUGUGUUUGGAGCCACCAGACACUGAAAGCAGACAUUCUCUUGGGAAUGGCCACACUGGAGAUCAGUGAGACCCUUAAGGCUAACGACUUGAAAUUAUGUGAGGUGGUGCAGACACUGCAGCUGUGCUCUGACAGAGACCCCCAGGAUGUUGUUGGUGACCUGUCAGUCUGUCUGGACGGCAUGCAGGUAGACCCAGAAACCUUUGCCUCAGCAGAGAAAGAACAUGCUACUAUUCCAAAUGGAAAUGCAAGACAAAAUGGAGACACUGGCAACAGGUCAAGCAGAGACACAUCUCCCUCCAGUGGCUCAGAGGAGUGGGUUAUUGUACCUAAUGGUCAUGCUGUCAAUGGUGCGGAUUCUCCUUCCCGAUCUCCAGGGGGCUCCAACGCCUCACGCCCUCCCAGACCAGCCCGACCUCCUCCUGCUACGCCUCGCAGACCAGCAGCCUCACCAACCUCUUCUAGCAGUUCCUCCCCUAGUGAGCUGAGUGAAGGUCCAGCCUCCGAUGGCUCCUCUCAGGCGUCGGCUAGUGGGUGUUCAAAUCAGCAGGAUGACUCAGGCGCAGGAGCAGCAACAGCAACAGCAACAGCAACAGCAGGUUCUUCACAGACAGCAAGUGGCCCCACACCAGGGACCUCUGCCUCAGCAGCUCUGGCCACAACAACUCCCAGAAUCACACCCAUGAGCAACGGUCUCUUACCACCAGGGUGGGAGCAAAGGGUGGACCAGAACGGGCGGUUGUAUUAUGUGGAUCACAUUGAGAAAAGGACAACCUGGGACAGGCCUGAGCCUCUGCCUACAGGAUGGGAGCGCAGGGUGGACCCAAUGGGUAGGGUUUACUAUGUCGACCACAUCACCCGAACUACUACAUGGCAACGCCCCACGCAGGAGUCAGUGCGUAACUAUGAAGAGUGGCAGCACCAGCGCAGCCAGCUACAGGGAGCCAUGCAGCAGUUUAACCAGAGGUUCAUUUAUGGGCUCCAAGACCAGUUGGCAGCCACGGCCAAUAAAGAGUUUGAUCCGCUGGGACCUCUGCCACAUGGUUGGGAGAAGAGAACAGACACCAACGGCAGAGUGUAUUUUGUUCAUCACCCAACUCGGAAGACACAGUGGGAGGACCCCAGGACGCAAGGGCUGCUGAAUGACAAGCCCCUGCCAGAGGGUUGGGAGAUGAGGUUCACUGUGGAUGGUAUUCCCUACUUUGUAGACCACAACAGGCGAACCACAACCUACAUUGACCCUCGCACAGGGAAGUCCUCACUUGAGAAUGGACCACAGAUAACCUAUGUCAGGGACUUCAAAGCCAAAGUACAAUACUUCAGGUUCUGGUGUCAGCAAUUGUCGAUGCCUCAGCACAUUAAGAUCACCGUCUCCCGGAAAACCUUGUUUGAGGACUCAUUCCAACAGAUUAUGAGCUUCCACCCUCAAGAUCUGAGGCGGAGACUUUGGCUCAUUUUCCCUGGAGAGGAAGGUUUAGACUAUGGAGGUGUGGCCAGGGAAUGGUUCUUCUUGCUCUCUCAUGAGGUUCUGAACCCCAUGUACUGUUUGUUUGAGUAUGCUGGCAAGGACAACUACUGUCUUCAGAUCAACCCUGCCUCCUACAUCAACCCUGAUCACCUCAAGUACUUCAAGUUCAUAGGACGCUUCAUUGCCAUGGCCUUGUUCCAUGGCAAAUUCAUCGACACAGGUUUCUCCCUCCCCUUCUACAAGCGUAUUCUGAACAAACCUCUGGCUCUCAAAGACCUGGAGUCCAUAGAUCCAGAAUUUUACAACUCACUCAUCUGGAUCAAGGAUAAUAACAUAGAAGAGUGUGGUCUGGAGAUGUUCUUCUCAGUUGACAAGGAGAUCCUGGGGGAGGUCACCACCCACGAGCUGAAACCAGAUGGAGGGAACAUCCAAGUAACUGAGGAAAAUAAGGAAGAAUACAUCAGGUUGGUGGCAGAGUGGAGGCUGUCCAGAGGUGUGGAGGAGCAGACUCAAGCAUUCUUUGAGGGCUUCAAUGAAGUUUUGCCCCAACAAUACCUUCAAUACUUUGAUGCUAAGGAAUUAGAGGUGAUGCUGUGUGGAAUGCAGGAGAUAGACCUGGUGGACUGGCAGAGAAACACAAUCUACAGGCAUUAUGCCCGAAGUAGCAAACAGAUCCUCUGGUUCUGGCAGUUUGUGAAGGAGAUGGACAACGAGAAGAGGAUGAGACUGCUGCAAUUUGUCACAGGAACCUGUCGUCUUCCUGUGGGUGGCUUCGCUGACCUGAUGGGAAGCAAUGGCCCCCAAAAGUUCUGCAUUGAGAAAGUGGGCAAAGAGAACUGGCUUCCACGAAGCCACACAUGCUUUAAUCGACUGGACCUCCCUCCUUACAAGAGCUAUGAGCAGCUGAAGGAGAAGCUCAUGUUCGCUAUUGAAGAGACAGAAGGUUUUGGGCAGGAGUAAUGCAACAAGAGCAGGAGCUGCAGGAUGGGAUAGAGGAGUGUGGGCUUGGAGGAGCCAUAUCCAUUUCAGACAAGAGCACUUUUCAACAGAUUCUUCUUGCAGUCAGGAGCUGUUUAUGAACUGGUAGAUGGACGUAUAAAUCUUUAUUUUCUGUCACAUUAUCAUAUGCAGUAACAACUGUUUCUUUAAUUAACUGUUAAUUAGUCCCACAAGGGACCUGUGAAUCCUCCUCACCCUGUUUCACUUUUCACGUACAUGAUCAAUUUCACCCUAAGUCAGCUGAUCUCACUUGUCUGUUCUGAUCUCAGCCCACUAUCAGUCAAUGGAGGUAGAAGAGAUGCCUUUCUCACCCUGUCAUGUUAGCACUCGCUGUACGUUGCGCAAGUGCAGUUUCCACACGUACGCCUGUGAAUCUGUGCAGUAGUCACUUAAGAGCCGUCUUGUUGUGUCUAUGCACUAGGAUUAAUAAUUUCAGAGGAAAGAACCAUAUGUGUGCAUUUUGACUUAAAAUAAAAAGGUUCAUUUCUAAAAGCAACAUCAAAGGCACAUAUAUGGCUUUUGGUCUUUCAGACUCAACUUUUAUUUUUCUUUUGUUAAAAGGAUGGAUGAGUGGAUGGAUGAUUUUUUUUUAACAGCUGACUGACUGGACUGACUCCCGUAGCACAUACAGUUUCUUGUUAACACCUUAUUUGGAUAGUCCACCUACAGAUAGUUUAUAGAGUAUUUGUAACAUUUCAGUAGCUUAUUUGUUGAGAUUAAACUGUUUCAAAAAUAAAACCAUUUUCAUAUAUGUCACCACUGUGGUUAAUGUUUGGUUAGGUUUAGGUGCAAAGAACCCAUCUUGGUUAGGGUAUGUUCAUGAAUUGACAGAUAUUCUCUUGAUAUUGUGUUAAACAUUUACAGACAAAGCGAAACAGUUGAAAUAUUACAAAUACUCUAUAAACUGAAAUCUGUAGGUGGACUAUCCGAAUACAGUGUUACCAGUUUCUUUAAUAACUUUGAUAAGUAUGAUCAUGCUGAUUGAAAUGAUCAUUUAUCUGAUUUUGACAGGUUGAUUUCUUAUCCUUAUAAUGAGUUGAAACUUUGAACUAGUUUGCACAUACUUAUGUGAGCAGUAAGACGGUUAUGAUUGUUCUUAAGAGAGGUUGUAUUUUUAUGUGCAGUAGUUUUGUAGACAACAUUUUUGCCAAUAAUAGAGCCAAACAGUGAUUUGUUUGAUCAUUUUGUAACACUUUGGUAAGUUUCAGCAUUUACUAUUCAUUUAAAUUCUCAAUAUGAAGUAGAAGUAGAAACUGGUUUGGUUGUGAUUUGAUUUGACAAACUUUGCCUUCCCAAAAUGGUCUGUGCUGUAAAUAAUAUUAAUAAUAUCAGCCAAUUUGACCAGGUCACUUCCUUUACCAGUCAGGGAGACUGAAAAGUCUUUUCUUGAGAAUUAUGAGCUGUUACUAAUGAAGUGGGAGCAUUAGGAUGUAUUGUGUAAUAAAGAACAAUGAUUUGUUGAAUAGCGACCUAUUCCCACUGAAUGGUAGCCAAUUCUCUGGUAGAUAUCCAGAAUUAAGUAUUAUCCUAGAUCAAUAAUGAAGAUACAGAAUCCUAGCUGUUUAAUGUGUUAAGUGACUAAUGCAGUUUAUGUAAAUAUACUCACAAAGUAGAAAAUGUAUUUAAUAUCUUAAUACAUUUAGUUCACCCAAGCGGUGGACCCCUUUGAGUUGCAGUGAUAAGUUGAUAAUUAAGAUUAAUGUCAUAGAAAGUGGCCCUAGUUUUAUAGGGUGUUAGGUAUUCAGAUUUGUACAGUAGUAGUGUAUUUCAUGUCUUUUCCAAAAAUAUCUCAGCUAACGUCAAACUUAAAGUUUCUUUUUAGUAUUAGGUAGAAUCUCACUUUAAGAAAAUGACUAUGGAACCAAUUUACCAAAGGAUUAUAUUUAAUUAUUUUUGUAAACCAUUUGACUUAAAAGGCUAAGUCACCAAGUGUAAUCAGAUCUUAACAUCCCUUAAAUGAUUACACAUUUCACAUCAGUUGUCACUAUUAAGUUGUUAGUUGUCCGUUAUUAUGUAAAUGUGAACAAAAAGGUAGCUCAACUACUUCAAUUUUAAAUACAGAAUUUGAACAAAAUUUCAAUCUGUAAAAUUAUAUUUUUUUAACGACAAGUAACUGUCCAAGCAUCAAGCUGUGUGUGUGUGUGUAUGUGUGUAUGUGUGUGGUAUAAAUGAUAUAUAAUUACAAAUUCAGUUUCAGCAAGUUCCCUUUAAUUUCACAGUAAAAUGUAAAAGGACGUAUCCGCAAAUUUUGUAUGAAUAGCUGUAUGUUGUUUCAUAAAUAUCAGUGCUGAUACUACAGGGGGAAAAAAAAUGCUGGUUGUUCUCAGUGACCUAAGCUCUCCCCCACUGACAUGACUGGUCUAUUGAUCCUCAGUCAGUACCAGUUACUGCUCACUUUAUACUUAAUUGUGUCAGAAGUUUAACAUUAUCUCACAGUUUCCCCCUUACUGGCAGUUAUUCAAUACACACACAUGCAAAACCCAGUGUGUAGCUACUGGUGUGCAGACUUGUGAAGAGAUUAUUGUUUAAAAAAAAAGAAAAAGAAAAACUUGAUUUAAAAAAAGGUUUUGUGAUUAAAAUGUUGACUGUUUUAACAGUAUACAAUUUAUAAUAUAGCACCUUGACACUCCAAACUGGUUGAAUUAACCACUUCACUGUUUAAUCACUGCUGUGUUCCAGAUCAUGGGGCAGUUCAAUGUAUAGAAAUAUGCAAAGUAGUGUUUUAGUUGUACUGAUUGCAUUGUAAAUCAUGUUGAUAGUGUAAUCACUGUUUUUUGAGGCUCUUAACUUUUUUGAUAAGUGGAAGUCAAUGGUUAAAUACUAUUUAUUUUGAGGAUGGGUUUCAUGUAACAAUGGACUGGAGAAAAAAAACAUUAAUAAAAUAAUUUAAACACUGGGCUCAGCAGGA
Messenger RNA from Siniperca chuatsi (mandarin fish), 5753 nucleotides. It is a transcript of the gene itcha, whose product is annotated as itchy E3 ubiquitin protein ligase a. Bases 182 to 2806 code for a protein of 874 amino acids. The transcript has 24 exons. Gene Ontology annotation, molecular function: protein binding; ubiquitin protein ligase activity. Gene Ontology annotation, biological process: ubiquitin-dependent protein catabolic process; protein K63-linked ubiquitination; protein K29-linked ubiquitination. Lineage: Eukaryota; Metazoa; Chordata; Actinopteri; Centrarchiformes; Sinipercidae. The record is from RefSeq and is a predicted model, not a curated record.